Molecule: messenger RNA, 1083 nt
Organism: Mesocestoides corti
Lineage: Eukaryota; Metazoa; Platyhelminthes; Cestoda; Cyclophyllidea; Mesocestoididae
Source: the annotation of a GenBank genome assembly
AUGGCCACCGCAACCGACUUACAGCAAGCCCUUAGGGCCAACCAGCUGAAAACGGUGACGAUGGGUUAUAUUGGAGGGCCGGUGUGCGUUGUGGGGAUCGUCACAAGUGCUCUUAGUCUCGUGCUCUUCAAACGCGACACCUCCACAACCCUGAGCACUCGACUCCUCCUCUCAGCCAUCGCCGUAGUGGAUAUAUUUUUCCUACUCUUUAUGUCUCUCUUCUGGAGCGUGAAACGGUUCCUCCCUCAAGACUCCACCGCAUUCCAGCAGUUUGAAAAUCCCGUCGUGUUCGCCUUCAUCUUCUACAUGAGCAAUGUGUUUGAACUCUACCGAAAUUGGUUGGUCGUGGUUAUAGCCGUGGAGAGACUGCUCUACUUUCUAAAACCAGUUGAAUUUAAAUUUCUGUGGAGCGUUAAGAAGGUUGCAGCGAUUCUCAUAUUCCUUUGUCUCUCAUCUUGUUUUAUACGAAUACCCGUCUUGAUCUAUGGGAUAGCUAGAAAAUCUCCCAAGAUAGGCGACUCAAUUACCAGACUUACGAGGCUGAUGCAUUCACUGAUUGACUGCGUUGUUUUAACCAUCGCACCAGUUACUCUAAUGGUUACACUCUCCGUGGCCACGACACUUCGAAUCCACGCCGUUGUGAAGACCAAACUCCGUCUUGUCAACAGCAAUUUCAUCCAGCCCACCGAUCAAGGUUACCAGCAGCAUGUCGCUAAACAGGACGACGCGCCCUCAAGAAAGCACUACCGCAUUGUCAAAAUUCUCCACACAGUUCUGAUCACCUUCAUUAUCUGCUCGACGCCAUCUAUUCCCGCUUCUGUUAUGCAUUUCUACAUAGUCUUUCACGAGAUUGAGGGCGGCAGGAUCAAGUACGUCUCCGAGGUCCUCACUGUAAUCGCCAACUUCGGCUCCUUGGUCAAUUCCACGUCGAACUUCUUUGUCUACGUGGCCCACAGCAAGAGGUACCGAUACAUCCUGGCGAAAAUUCUCAUGCUCGACCGCUGCUUCUCCUCGAUCCACAGAGAGCCAAGCAGUACACAAGAGACGUGCUGUAAUCUCCAGGAAGACGGUAAAACGCAAUGA